Molecule: messenger RNA, 1242 nt
Organism: Suillus subalutaceus
Lineage: Eukaryota; Fungi; Basidiomycota; Agaricomycetes; Boletales; Suillaceae
Exons: 5
Coding region: 1-1242 (413 amino acids)
Source: RefSeq, a predicted model, not a curated record
AUGCUUACGCUCAGUCCUGGUUCGGUCUGCGAUGUGUGCGCAGAAGAGUACGGUCCGCACUGUGUUCCUCACUCCAUUCCGUGCGGUCACGUCCUCUGCUCUAGUUGCUGCCAUAAAAUCGUAGAAAAGACAUUGCCCCGUCUCCAGCCCGUCUGUCCAUUCUGUCGGGAUCAUUUUACCAGCGAGGAUGUGCGUUUGAUCCGCAUCGACUUUUCAGCAAGCGGAUGGGCCACUACUCGACGGCGAGGUGGCCUCACUGAGGCUCUUGACAUUGCUGACCGCUCCACACCACGACGGGAAGAUCGUUUUCCCUUCGUCGAGCCGAGCUCCUCGCGUACUCGCGCAGAAGCUCGCAGGUUGGAGGAUAAAGUGGCAAAAGUAGCCGCUAAAAAAUGCUCAGUGGAAGAGGUUUCGACUCUACACAACGAGCUACAAGACUGGUUGACUCAUGAUGAAAAAUCUAAUGACCAGUUGAACUCUUCUUUAUCCUUGAGUGCUGCGCUGCUCAGGGCAAUUUUGAUGAAUCACUUCGCUCAUUCGGAAGCUACGAAAAUGGCAAAGGGAGUCGAGGCCACCCUAAAAGGGAAGCUAGACGACGCGGAAUUAACAAUCACUAAGCUAGAAGCCGAUCUAAAGCAACAACAAGCCCUCCACAACCAAAAAGUUCAAGAAUGCCAGGCUCUUCGAGCAGAGCUUAGCCGUUAUACUCUUAAGUCCGCUUCCUCUCAGGCUGCAAAGUCACCUGCUCGCCCCAGCACCGUCGCUCCAACUGGAUUAAGCGAGCGGCGCCAAUCAGUUUCAUCAUCAGCAGCAUCUACGUAUAACGUACCAGCUAUGCCAUCCAUGCUCUCGCGCUUCGCAGCUACUCAUUCUCGAAGUGCCUCCGCAUCCGUGUCAGGAGGGUCGAGACCAACGACCCCCGCACGCACGACGACACCAUCGAUUAGGUCUGAGACUCCAACACAAGCGUCGAUGCUGUCGUCUCGCUUACGUGCUACGUCCCCAAUCCCCCCCUCCAGACCGCGGACUAUCUCCAUCUCCGCGACGUCGCCUCAAAAAAUAACUCGUUCGCACUCCGAUGAGCAGGAGAGAGAACGAGAACGGAUUCACGAACGUUGGAUGCCGUCACCAAACGUGGCAUACAGCCCGCCGACAGGCAAAACUAUCAACUAUCCGCCCUACUUUGGUUCGUCCCCAGCUCCCGGCCGUGCCCGCUCCUCGUUCUCAACAAAUGCUGCUUAA